Molecule: messenger RNA, 2285 nt
Organism: Sebastes umbrosus (honeycomb rockfish)
Lineage: Eukaryota; Metazoa; Chordata; Actinopteri; Perciformes; Sebastidae
Gene: mvk
Product: mevalonate kinase
Exons: 10
Coding region: 295-1488 (397 amino acids)
Biological process (GO): isoprenoid biosynthetic process; cholesterol biosynthetic process
Cellular component (GO): cytoplasm
Molecular function (GO): ATP binding; mevalonate kinase activity
Source: RefSeq, a predicted model, not a curated record
UGUGCCCACCGUCGUGUUUUUAACCAUGUGUGUUUUUAGCAUGGUUUUUAUCCCGCUGUUUGUUUUGUGCUCAGAGAAACUUCCUGCACUUUGACCAAAAAAUCUUCUAUAUCCUCUAUCAUCGUCGAGUCUUGAUGAUAAACGUAUCGCUGUGGGACAGAGUUGUCACCUGCUCGUUUGGUGCUUCAGAGGAUUAACAUUAGCUAAAGGUGGCUCACGUUAGCUACUAAUAAUAAUAACAAUAACACUGUCAGUGUGACAGGUUGAAGCUGAAGCUGCACACUUGUUACAGAGAUGCAAGUGAAGGAGUUAUUGGUGUCUGCUCCAGGGAAGGCUAUCCUCCACGGAGAGCAUGCUGUUGUUCAUGGAAAGGUGGCUCUUGCUGUGAGUUUGAACUUGAGAACAUAUUUACGGUUGAAAGGCACCAAUACUGGCAAUGUUUGCAUCAACCUCCCAAAUAUUGACACAUUCCUCUGCUGGGACUUGUCUGAACUGAAGCAGCUUGUUCCUUAUUCCUGUGGUAAGAGGGAGGAGGUGAAACGUCUGGAUGCUGAACUUGUGAAGAGACUGCGUGAAUUUCUUGGUGUCACCAAUGGAAACUUAGAUACUUGCAACAUGGCCACCCUAGCCUUCCUCUACAUCUACCUCUCACUGUUUGGAUCAGGUGAGCUGCCCAGCUUGACGGUGUCUGUGUGGUCGGAGCUGCCAACUGGAGCAGGACUGGGGUCAAGUGCUGCCUACUCAGUGUGUUUAGCUGCAGCUCUGCUCUGUGCAAGUGGAGCCAUCCCCCCUCCUCUCAAAGAGUGGGAUCACACUGCCAGGUGGUGUCAGGAGGACCUGGAGCGGAUCAACAGCUGGGCUUUCCAAGGGGAGAUGAUCAUCCACGGUAAUCCUUCAGGAGUAGACAACGCUGUAGGAACAUGGGGUGGCAUGCUGAGAUUCUUGGCUGGGAAGAUAAUACCACUGAGCAGGGUGCCGUUAUUAAGAAUCCUCCUCACUAACACCAAAGUACCACGUAGCACCAAGGUACUUGUUGCCAGGGUGAAGGACAAGAUUAACAAGUUUCCCUCCAUCAUGACCCCGGUGCUCGACUCAGUUGAUGCCAUUUCCUGCACUUGUGAGAAAGUCCUCUCAGAAAUGACCUGUGAGCCCAUCACUGGAGAGCACUACAAUAUUCUAGAGGAGCUCAUUGAUAUGAACCAGCACCAUCUGAAUGUGAUGGGUGUAGGACACCCGUCCCUGGACACAGUGUGCCGAGUCACAUUGACUAAAGGGCUCCACAGCAAGCUGACCGGUGCAGGGGGAGGAGGCUGUGGCAUCACCCUUCUGAGACCAGAAACGGACUCCUCUGUUGUCCAGACUACAGUGCGGGACUUGAAAGACUGCGGCUUUGACUGCUGGGAAACGAGUAUUGGCGGGGCGGGCGUCCAGCAGCACUCUCCUCUCUCUGUUAAGGAGGAAGUUCUGGAGAUUUUAAACCGUUACUGAGACUAUUUGAGGACAAAUGGGCUGUUUGUCUUCUCGUCGUUUUUACCUGAAGACCUGAGGUGUGCUCCACUAAUGAAGUGAGCCGAGGGGAACAAGGAAAAUGUCACACUGAGCGGAGCUGGACGGAGCCUCCAGAAUUUUUCCUGACAGGAAAACAAUCUAAUUGUUUUGAACUAACAAGGCAACGGUGUCUCUAACAAAUUGCUGAUAUUAAUUUUGAAAUGUGGGAAAAUGACAGAUACUCGAGGGUACAAUUAUAUGUGCUGAGCGCUUUGUCCACUAGAUGGCAUUAGAGUUGCACAAAUGCUUUUUAUGAAACAGACUGUAUGGUGAGAGGCUCUGAUAAAUUGAUUAAUGUGUAAGUGAAGCACUGGCAGAAUUAAUUUAUAGUUUCAUCCAAAAUGCUUAACGUAGUAACAUACCUUAAUGGAUUAGAUGAUUGUCAGUCAUUAAUUGCUCUUGGCAUUGUAACAUGCAAUGUUGUUGGAUAACCGAAAUAAUGAAAAAGAUCAUUUUAUGGAAAAUGAUGAUGGAGACAAAGUGUGAUAAAUGAAAUUGUUUUCUGUUUUUUUAACAAAACCCAAUGAAUAUUAUUCAGAUUUCUUCUUUAGUCUUCACAGUUGUUCAAAGAGGUUUAUCAAAGUGACUGUACUUUAAUAUUUCUCCGCAUCAUAAACAAUGUUGGUGAAACCACAAAAUAAUAAUGUCAUAAAUAUACUCAGAGGACUAUUUGCAUAUAAUAUAAAACUUUCACACUCAUAAAUUAUUAAAUACAGAUGUAUGCUGCUUUGAAUCAA